UACUUUGACCAGAACGAUGAGGCCGGCAAACAAAUGACGAAUACCUUGGCCACGCUGCCCCCCUCGCAGCGGGCCCCCUUUUCGAGGCUGCAGUCCUCCAUCCGUACCGCGUAUCACGCGAGCGUGAACGCUCGACGGACGGCCGAAUUCCAGGCUCACUUGUCCGCUACCCAUCCCGGCGGCUCGUUAAUGCCUCAUUCGCGCGCAGAUCCUAGCGGCCCAAUGGCAAAGAAAGAGAGAUUCGAGCGUUUCGACCGGUUCGUGCGCAGCUGGUGCACUAUGGGGAUGCCAGGCACUAAGCCCUUUUUCGAGGGUCUCUGGGCUCUAAUGAGACUCCAAGUCGUUCCUGAGCAGCUCGGCGGUGCGGGAGGAUAUCGAAUAGAAUGGGAAAUCGACGACGCUGUUUUCAAAGAAGCGGCUGGCAAAGAUUUUAUGCUCGAAGCUAUUGACGUUCUCAAAGGAGUUUUAGGGUUCGAGGAGUUCCCUUCCAAACGCACCUCAACAUCGUCCGUCAACAAUUCACCGCUAUACCGACCGCCUUCUCCCAUGCACUCUCGGUCGCAAUCCCAACCUUUGUAUUCCAAAUCGCCUGUCCCUGCUCGGCGGACAAAUCAAGAUACCCCUAUCCUCGCGAAACGCUCCCGAGCCCCUAGUGACCCUUUUUUGGACACCACGCCCGCCUACGACAUAUUUCCCCCACCGUUCGUUGACAACGGUUUCGAAGAGACCGAGCAGCAAUACAUGCGCACCUGGACGUCGCCC
Molecule: messenger RNA, 762 nt
Organism: Heterobasidion irregulare TC 32-1
Lineage: Eukaryota; Fungi; Basidiomycota; Agaricomycetes; Russulales; Bondarzewiaceae
Exons: 4
Source: RefSeq, a predicted model, not a curated record